Messenger RNA from Leptosomus discolor (cuckoo roller), 1226 nucleotides. It is a transcript of the gene SLC35C1, whose product is annotated as solute carrier family 35 member C1. Lineage: Eukaryota; Metazoa; Chordata; Aves; Leptosomiformes; Leptosomidae. The record is from RefSeq and is a predicted model, not a curated record.
CUACGGGCCCUGCGCAUCGCCGUGGUGGUGUGUCUCUACUGGUUCACCUCCAUCGCCAUGGUCUUCCUCAACAAGUACCUGCUGGACAGCCCCUCGCUGCGCCUCGAUGCCCCCGUCUUCGUCACCUUCUUCCAGUGCGCCCUGACGGCCGCUCUGUGCCUGGGCCUGAGCCUGGGGGCGGCCUGCGGGCCCCCCUGCCCCGGCCUGCCCGCUCUCCGCCUCGACCCCAAGGUAUCCCGCAGCGUCCUGCCCCUCUCUGCCGUCUUCAUCGGCAUGGUCACCUCCAACAACCUCUGCCUCAAGCACGUCGGUGUGGCCUUCUACAAUGUGGGGCGCUCCCUCACCACUGUCUUCAAUGUGCUGCUCUCUUACCUGCUCCUCAAGCAGACCACCUCCAUCUACGCCCUCCUGGCCUGCGGAGUCAUCAUAGGUGGCUUCUGGUUGGGUGUUGACCAGGAAGGAGCAGAGGGCACUCUGUCAUGGACGGGUAUAUUCUUUGGGAUCUUAGCAAGCCUGUGUGUCUCACUUAAUGCCAUCUAUACCAAGAAGGUGCUGCCUGUGGUGGAUGGCAGCAUCUGGCGCCUGACCUUCUACAACAACAUCAAUGCUUGUGUCCUCUUCUUCCCCCUCAUGAUGCUGCUGGGCGAGUUCCACACCCUCUACAACUUUGACAAGCUGGGGAACCCCAGUUUUUGGGGCAUGAUGACCCUGGGGGGAGUGUUUGGCUUUGCCAUUGGGUACGUGACCGGACUUCAGAUUAAGUUCACUAGCCCACUCACCCACAAUGUGUCUGGGACAGCCAAGGCCUGUGCCCAGACGGUGCUGGCUGUUAUCUACUUUGAGGAGACAAAGAGCUUCUUGUGGUGGACAAGUAACUUGAUGGUUCUGGGGGGCUCCUUUGCCUACACAUGGGUGAAAGGGCUGGAGAUGAGAAAGGUGCAAGAGGAUCCUAAUGUGAAAAGCAGCGAAAGAAAUGAGACUGGUGUGUAGACAGCUCCUGCACCUCUGUUUCUGUGCCUAGGGGGUUAACCUUUGGCACUCCUUUCCUCCUGGAGCGAAGAAGAGCAAGGAGCAGGAAAAAAAUUCACCUGUGGAGUGUAUAGGGAACUGUGUCAGGAACCAGAGCCAAAGACCUGACUGGAUCAUGUUUUAUCCAUGGGAUACUUACCCUGUAUCGGAGUUAGGGAGAGCAUGUGUUGUAGAGAGCAACCGGGUUUUUUGUGAUU